Trichoplusia ni (cabbage looper) is the source of this 3604-nucleotide messenger RNA. It is a transcript of the gene mthl1, whose product is annotated as probable G-protein coupled receptor Mth-like 1. NCBI's taxonomy places the organism in Eukaryota, Metazoa, Arthropoda, Insecta, Lepidoptera, Noctuidae. The record is from RefSeq and is a predicted model, not a curated record. Gene Ontology annotation, biological process: G protein-coupled receptor signaling pathway; cell surface receptor signaling pathway. Gene Ontology annotation, cellular component: membrane. The coding region runs from base 1469 to 3265 and encodes 598 amino acids. The transcript has 4 exons. Gene Ontology annotation, molecular function: G protein-coupled receptor activity.
GACGCGGGCGAAGCCGCGGGCGAAAAGCUGGUUACCUAUAAAAGUAACUAUACCUACUAUAAAACGAACUGGAAGCUUACAAAAAAAUUACCUUGUACUGACAACAGUGACAACACGUAUAUUAUAUUGUCUAUUGACGACAAACUUAAUUGGAAACUAAAUAUUGUACAUAUGUACCUAAAGCUAGAACAAUUCUCAUACGCGCUUUACAGAUUAGGUCGAAUUGUAAAUCAGGCUACUUUAUUAAGAGCCUACCAGCUACAUUAGCUCUAUUCUCAGAUUCUAGGGCAUCAGCGCUUUCAUUGCUCAAACCUGUCGCAUUCGAGCCCUGUUUAAUCGAUGAGAACCUGACUUCUGAAUGUAUUUUUUUUAAGAUAAACGUACGCACAAUGCGGUGUGUUUACUGUUUGAUCUGUACCUAACGUAACCUCCUAGCCUAAUGCGUUUUGUCAUUGCUAUUGUUUGUAAAUACGAAUCAUUUACCUGUUUCUAUUGGGUGCCCAAAAGGAAAAAGCUGAUCUAUCUAAUAAAUUAAGACCUGAAGAUAUUGAAUUGAAUUGUUAUGCUCACAUUCGAUAAUACAUUGGUGCGUGCCGGCUUCGAAGGACCAAGCACGUAGUAAAUGGUAGAACUAGUAAAUAAACAAAUUGUUUAAAUGCAUAUCCGGAAUAAUAUCCGUUUCCUCGCUUGCUCUAAUUUAGGCCAAAGCCAAGAAAAAUAUAAAGUAAUUAAACAAAAAUUUUGUAAAAUAAUGUAGAUUUUGGAUGGUUUGGCCUGACUCAACAUAAAUUAUAUUGCAGCAUGUCAGCUCUUUUUACGUCAGCCUUCCGCCAUACCUUAGUUUUCGGACAGAAUAGUAAACUUAAAAAAUAAUUGUUCUUAUGAGAGAAAAGUAAAGUGAAUAACUAAAUCGAACACCUGGCGGCGUGAAUGCUUGACGGCUAUUAAAACUAGUUAACGUAUCGUUUUACAAUACUUAGGAUAUGAUAAAUAUACGACUUAUUAAAAAAAAUAGCGAUAGAGUAGCAUUAAGAAUAAUAAAUUUAUAAUAGUGUGUGGCGAAAUGAGAAGUUCACGACAGUCGUGAAAGUAGGUAGGAACGCGGUGUGUGAGGGCUGGAGGAGGCGCGCGGCUCGUCCGGGGAGGGGGCAGUCAGCUGGCCGCGACCCGCUACUCACUACACAAACAUUCAAACUCUACGUACGACCGGCGUGUUAGUAUCGCGCCAGCUGCCGAAGCGGGAGGUUAUGUCUGUUGUGACUCAAACAUAUUUACACGUGUUUCAUCACGUUCGAAAUUUUUGUUGACAAAAUACUAUGUUAUCAAUUUUACAAAUAACUAAACUUUGAACAGUGCUUUUUGAGUAAACUACGCUCGGGUUGACUAAGUGAAAAGUACAAGAAUCGUGUAGGGUGCGAUGCGGGCCCAUCGGCCGUCACGUUGGAGUGAUCGGUGAACCUGCUGUGAGAUGUCUCGUAUUAUCAGUUUGUUGACAACAUGGAGCUUCAUGUGGGUUGCGGCGGACGGUGUAAAGCCGCCGCUUCUCUCGGUGCCACACUGUUGCCCCGAAGGCCAGGCGCUUACCACCGAGGCGCUGCGGGCUGUUGUGCUGGGGCCCGCGGCCGUGGCCACAGCCUGUGGCCCUGUCGAAGGUCACUCGGUGCCGUGGCAGCCGAGGAUAUAUGCGCCUGCCCGCGGCAGUUUCCUGGGGCCGGGCCGGCUACCAGCCCAUUGGCGCGUUGUUAACGGCACGUUGCCGGCUUGCGAACCUCUACGAGUGCUGCCCGAGCAUGCCGCGCCCUAUGCGCUACUCGCUAAUAACGGAUCUAUGCUACUGCGUGGGGCGUCUCUCCCGCUCCCUCUAGAACGGUACUGUGUGGAUGCAACUGCAGCGCUUGUAUGUGCCGAGGAUGCGGCGUUGCCGCCUCCCAAGUGUUGUGCCGAGGGCCGCGCCUUUGACGGGGCUCGUUGCGUAGUGGACGCGGACCACGCAGCCGAGUCGCUGGCGGAGCUACAGGCGCUCGCCAACGGCAGUGCCGUGGGUGCGGGCUGGCCGGCGUGUGCGGAGGGUUCGCGGUACGCGGUGGCGGGCGCGCUGCGAGGCGCUCGCCUGGCGCCGGGCGGCGCGCUGGAGCUGCGAGCGGCGGGAGAGGGCGGCGCGCGGCUGGAGGCGGGCGCGUGGUGCGCGGAGGCCGUGCUGGGCGAGGCGGGCGCGCGCGUGCUUGCGUGCGAGGCGGCGGCGCGCUCGCUGCGCCCGCCCGCGCAGAGCACGCGCCACGCGCUGUACGGCGCGGGGCUGGCGGUGGGCGCGGCCUUCCUGGCGGCCACGCUGGCGGCGGGCUUCGCGUUGCCGGCGGCUCAUCACGCGCUGCACUGGCGCUGCCAGACUCACUACGUGGCGGCGCUCAUGCUGGGCGACGUGCUGCUGGCCGCCACGCAGCUGGCCGGGGACCGCGUGCCGCCCACGCUGUGUCGCGCGCUCGCCGUGUGUAUGCACUUCCUGUUCCUGUCGGCGUUCUUUUGGCUCAACACGAUGUGUUUUAACAUCUGGUGGACUUUCCGGGACUUCAGGCCGACGUCCCUGGAGCGCGGGCAGGAGCUGUGGCGGCUGCGCGUGUACAUGGUGUACGCGUGGGGGGGCCCGCUGCUGCUGGCCGGCGCCGCCGCCGUGCUGGACACGCUGCCUCCCGCCGCCGCCGCGCCCUUCCUGCGCCCGCGCUUCGCUGUGCAGCGCUGCUGGUUCUACGGGGACAUGGAAAUCUUAGUGUACUUCUUUGGCCCGGUGGGCGUGCUGCUGCUCGUCAACCUGGCGCUCUUCAUAUCUACCACGCGGCAGCUCACCUGCGGCCUCUGGCGCCGUGACGAGGUCAAGUCUACUUCGGAACGGGCGGCUCUAGGUCGCGUGUGCGCCAAACUGGUUGUGGUGAUGGGCGUGACUUGGGGUGCUGACGUACUAUCUUGGGCGGCGGGCGGCCCCGACUACGUGUGGUACGCCACGGACCUACUGAACGCGCUGCAGGGCGUGUUCAUCUUUCUGGUGGUGGGCUGCCAGCCGCACGCGUGGGCGGCGCUGAAGCGCGCAGCGGCGGCCUGCUGUGCGCGCGGACGGGAUGCGACGGGCGCGCGCAACACGCACUCCUCCACGCACCUGCCGUCGUGCGGCGAGUCGCUGACGCACACCACGCCCGCGCCGCCCGCGCCGCCCGCUCAGCCCGCGCCGGCCGCGCAGACCGCGCCCCGCAUCCCCAUGGAGACUGUGUGCUAGGACCCUUGUGCUGACUAUAGUGAUGUGAACACUGCCCACUCAGGCUCGAGCUUUAAUGUACUUUAACGUACUUAGUCAUAGUGAAUAUUUAUUGUUCAGUAUUAUUUUGUAUUCCUGUAACGAUUACGAUCGGUGUUGUCGUAUGAUUGGCUGUUGCCGGACCGAACACUGUGUGCCUGACGAGUAUACGCGUUUAUAAUAUAGAGGUACAUGUAACGACAUAGGUUGCGUAUGAUCAGUGUAUAGUCUCAAGCUAUGUGGGCUCCCACUCCGGGAGCCCUGGUAUAAUGUCUUGCCCUGUUAGAUUGGCUGUUGAACAAAAAUAAAUUGUAAACCUUA